Auanema sp. JU1783 is the source of this 498-nucleotide messenger RNA. The record is from the annotation of a GenBank genome assembly. NCBI's taxonomy places the organism in Eukaryota, Metazoa, Nematoda, Chromadorea, Rhabditida, Rhabditidae.
AUGUCUACCUGCACUAAUAGGGUCAAUCAGGCUGAUUAUGGUGCAGGUUAUCCCCGGAUGACAACUCAGACUCAUAUCAGCUCAUCCGAAUUCAGUCAUGGUUGGUUUAAAGAUAAUGCUCAGUUAACGGACAGGAGGUUUAUCAUAACGGAACGGAUUAUGGACACUAAUGGCUUGCAUAGCUUUACUCUCAAGAUACAGCCGUUCAGGCUUCAAGAUGCUGGCGUAUAUCUUUUUAAAAUAUUUAACAAUGGCGAUGAGUUAAAAGAAGAAGCAUUGUUUGAAGUUGAUGAAGCUAGAAUAGCAGAGUUAUUAGUAAAACAGAAUAGGAGAAGCGAAACUGCGCUCUCAGGAACAGAAUUCAAGGGACGAACUGCUAGUUGUAGAAGUAAUGAUUAUAUGGGUUCUUACCCUGAUUACGGAAGGUCAGAGACCACGCCUGAUACAAGAGCGGCCUCUAAUCAUUCAAUGGCAACCAAGAAAAGUAUGUUUUACUAA